This is a messenger RNA of Centropristis striata (black sea bass), 5227 nucleotides long. It is a transcript of the gene slc8a4b, whose product is annotated as solute carrier family 8 member 4b. NCBI's taxonomy places the organism in Eukaryota, Metazoa, Chordata, Actinopteri, Perciformes, Serranidae. The transcript has 17 exons. Gene Ontology annotation, biological process: cell communication; sodium ion transmembrane transport; calcium ion import across plasma membrane. Gene Ontology annotation, molecular function: calcium:sodium antiporter activity. Gene Ontology annotation, cellular component: sarcolemma; axon; postsynapse. The record is from RefSeq and is a predicted model, not a curated record. Bases 249 to 3086 code for a protein of 945 amino acids.
GAAGGAUGAUCAGAUAGAAGGAUGAGUGAAUGAAUGAAUGAACGGAUCCCGACCUGGGCUUCUUCUAGAGUACCGAAGACGCAAAAAAACCGGGAAAAGAGCACCUGUCAAUCAUCUAUCAACACAGACUAACGCCCAUCAAGCGUCCAAUGCUGGGAAGCAGCACGAGGAUUUGGACGUCUCUCCACGCAGCGCAGACCCAGUAGAAGUCAGUAGAGACCAGAGAAGUCCUGACUGCAGCAGCAGAAAUGGCUCCAGCAGCCAUGUCUGUUUCUCCAUCCUCUUUCACCUCCCUUCACCCCUUCCGCCUCGCCUCGCCCCUCCUCUUCUUCUUCCUCUCCGCCUUCCUCCUCCUGUCAUGCCCUGGAUCGGUGCAUGCGGACUCCUCGGAUAAAAACUGUUCAGCUAGUGGAGACCCCUGUCAGGAAGGAGUGAUACUGCCUGUGUGGAACCCUCAGAAUCCCUCUGUGGGCGACAAAGUGGCACGUGCCAUUGUUUACUUCGUAGCACUCAUCUAUAUGUUCCUGGGCAUGAGCAUCAUAGCGGACCGGUUCAUGUCUUCUAUAGAGGUCAUAACCUCCCAGGAGAAGGAAAUCACAAUAAAGAGGGCGAAUGGCGAGACCACCACCGCCACGGUCAGGAUUUGGAAUGAGACUGUCUCUAAUCUCACUUUAAUGGCCUUGGGUUCUAGUGCCCCCGAGAUACUGCUGUCAGUUAUUGAGGUGUGUGGUCAUGAUUUCGAGGCUGGCUCUCUGGGUCCCAGCACCAUCGUGGGCAGUGCUGCCUUCAACAUGUUCGUCAUCAUCGCCUUGUGUGUGUACGUGGUUCCCGACGGCGAGACGCGCAAAAUCAAACACCUUCGGGUGUUUUUUGUCACGGCGGCCUGGAGCGUCUUCGCCUAUAUCUGGCUUUACCUGAUUCUGAGUGUCUUUUCCCCUGGAGAGGUGGAGGUAUGGGAGGCAGUGCUGACUUUCCUCUUCUUCCCGCUCUGCGUGGUCCAGGCCUGGGUGGCCGACCGCCGCCUCCUCUUCUACAAGUAUGUCCGCAAGCGUUACCGCGCUGACAAGCACCGUGGCAUCAUCAUAGAGACGGAGGGAGGGGCGGACGGAGGCCUGGGGAUGGCCGGAGGAGGAGCUCUGGGUCCAGGAGGCUUCACCAAGAUGGACAUGCUGGAGCUGGACGGACAGAUGGCGCUAAAUUGUCACAGUGGGAUGGACGGAGGGAUGAUGGAAGAGGGAGGAGUAAAGGACGAGGAGGAUGAGGCCAGAAGGGACAUGGCCAGGACGCUGAAGGAUCUGAAGCAGAGGCACCCAGAUAAAGACAUGGAGCAGCUGAUUGAGAUGGCUAAUUAUCAGGUCCUGAUGCAACAGCAGAAGAGCAGAGCGUUCUACCGUAUUCAAGCAACCAGGAUGAUGAUCGGAGCUGGCAACAUCCUCAAAAAGCACGCUGCGGACCAGGCUCGCAAGGUGGUGAGCAGCCAUGAGACCCAGGCCCAGGAGGACGACCCUCACACCAUCAGGAUGGAUUUUGAACCCCCGUUGUACCAGUGCUUCGAAAACUGCGGCUCCUUAAAACUGACCGUUGCCAGACACGGAGGAGACCCUGGAGUUACUGUCAAGGUGGAUUAUCGCACAGAGGACGGCACAGCAAACGCAGGUUCAGAUUAUGAGUUUGCAGAGGGAACACUGCUGUUCAAGCCAGGAGAGACCCUCAAAGAGAUUACAGUGGGAGUGAUCGACGAUGACAUCUUUGAGGAGGACGAGUAUUUCUACGUGCACCUCAGUAACCCUCGUGUGGUCGGUUAUCCUGAGAUUGGAACCGCCCCUCUGGAUGCCAGCGCCACCCCAAAAGCCGUGCUGGGUGACAACCACACAGCCACAGUGACCAUCUACGAUGACGAUCACGCAGGCAUCUUUACCUUUGAGAUUGCCAGUCAGAAGGUGAGUGAGAGCGUGGGUGUGAUGGAGGUGAAGGUGCUCAGGACUUCGGGGGCCCGAGGCCUGGUAGCCGUCCCUUACCGAACCGUGGACGGCACCGCUAAAGGAGGGGAAGACUAUGAACUGGCUGCUGGGAAACUGGAGUUCCAGAAUGACGAGACCAUGAAGAUCAUUGAGGUGAAGAUUAUUGACGAUGAGGAGUAUGAGAAAAACAAGACCUUCACCAUCGAGCUGGGAGAGCCUGUCCUGUUGGAGAUAGGGCAGAAACACGGUGACUCCAAUGAAAACAAGCCGUUGGUGGGAGCGGAGGAUGAAGAGGUGGCCAAAAUGGGCUGUCCCAGUCUGGGCGAACACACACAAGUAGAGGUGGUCAUAGAAGAGUCCUACGAGUUUAAGAGUACAGUAGAUAAGUUGAUCAAGAAGACAAACCUGGCCUUGGUGGUGGGAAGCAGCAGCUGGAGGGAGCAGUUUGUCAGUGCCGUUACUGUCAGCGCAGGAGACGACGACGAGGAGGAGAGCGGCGAGGAGCGGCUGCCGUCCUGCUUCGACUACAUUAUGCACUUCCUCACCGUCUUCUGGAAGGUUCUGUUCGCCUUCGUCCCGCCCACAGAGUACUGGAACGGCUGGGCCUGCUUCAUUGUCUCCAUAUCACUUAUCGGCGUCCUGACAGCGGUCACAGGCGAUCUGGCUUCUCACUUCGGGUGCACGAUAGGACUGAAGGACUCGGUGACGGCUGUGGUGUUCGUGGCGCUGGGAACAUCAGUGCCAGACACAUUCGCCAGCAAGGUUGCCGCCAUCCAGGACCAGUACGCUGACGCCUCCAUCGGCAACGUCACCGGCUCCAACGCUGUCAACGUUUUCCUUGGAAUCGGCGUAGCGUGGACCAUCGCCGCCGUUGCCUGGCGCUCCAGGGGCAAGACGUUCCACGUGGACCCGGGAAACCUGGCCUUCUCCGUCACCCUCUUCACCAUCAUGGCCGUGUUGUGCGUGCUCAUACUGCUGUACCGGCGGCGGGCAUCAGUGGCUGGCGGCGAGCUGGGCGGGCCGCGGACUUGCAAGAUGGUCACGUCGCUGCUCUUCGUCUCUAUGUGGCUGAUUUACAUCCUGCUGGCUUCACUGGAGGCCUACUGCCAUUUACCAGGGUUUUAAUGGAGAGGAGAGGGGAGGGAGAGAGACCCACUGCCAAUAUGAAGAGAGAGAGAGAGGGAGGCAUGGAUGAGGAGAGAUGGGUGAUAGAGACGGAUCAAUAUUGGCUGAUUCUGGUAUUUUUUAUGGAGUCAGCAGAUCUUUCAUUUCCGAAACAAUUUUCAGUGUUUCAGAAAAGAUUUUUCUCUUUCCGUUUAUUUUUUUCCUGAAAAAGAAGGUUUUACCCUAUAAAAACACUAAAACUCCACUUAUAUCCAAACUUUUUUUACAUGCUCUUUUAAGGAAGGAGACCUAGGGUGCAUAAAAGAAUAAUUUAACAUAAAGAAUUUUAAAGAGCGCUUUAUGUUGUUACCUCAAUUAUCAAUCAUCACCAGUCGACAACAGUGCUGAUUAGCUAAUGAGAGGCUGAUAUCCAGUAUACUGCCAAACCAGCAGCAGAGAAGAAGAGAUAGACAGCAAGGAGAGCUGCAAGGAGGGAAAAAAACGAAGAUGAAAGGAAGGUUAAAAGAUAAAAGUGGCAAAGUUGAGAGAGGAAGCUGGAGGCAACAAAACUGCUGUGGAGAAAAGUCUCUGUCGACGGAGAGACAGGAGUAAAUACAACAUGGAAAAAAAGUCAAAGAAGAAAAAUAGAUGGGAGAAAACACUCUACACACCCUCCUCACUCUCUCUCUCUCUCUAUCACGCUUCUGUCUUUACUGUAUCUCGUUGUCACAGGAAGGGUGGAUCCUCCCAUUUUACCCGCUGAACUGAAUCUUAUACUACCAGUGACUGAUAACUUUUACCCUUUCUUCCCCCAACACACACACACAAACACAUUUUGGGGCCCUCAGGUGAAUCUGCAGAGGAGGACCACUCGCUAACUUGCGGGCAAACAGGCAAGAUAAAAACUGACAACUGGUCUUUUUCCUUCUUUUCUUGAAUACACUGUGUGAAAUAAACCUUCCACACACAUUCUGUACACUCCCUCCUCUACAAACACUGACUGUACACACUCCUCCGUCCCUCCCUCUGGCCUUAUUCUUACCUCUCCCCUGUAGGAAUUGUCUUAAAGUUGUGAUAAUGAAACGCUGUAGUGACCACCAACCAACCCCUCUUUUUAAUCGAGCCAAUCCCAAGUCUUUCUCCUUUUACGCCAAUCAACAGCCUCGUUUAUCCCACGAAGGAAACGCCCACCCCCCCUUUUUUUCUAAACUUUUCAAUGGCGUCACGUGUUGAUGUUGUUACCGUGCAAUUGUAAAAAGAACAAAAAAAGACUUAUAAAUAUGGAGAGAUGGAGAUAAAGAACGUUAAAGCAUGUGGUUUGGAAGAUGGAAUGUAACAAAGAUGAUCAAGAUGUUGGAUCAGCACCUGGAGGAAAUAUACAGUAUAAAAGUGGGAUGGAGAAGCAAGAGAAAUGUGUGAUAAGCAGAGAUGAGUCUGGAGAACCAAGCAGUCCACUUAGUAUUAGAUGUGUUUCUUGCAAUGAAAAAGCAUUGUGCACUACUGAUGUGAGGUACACUGUUUACUCUCAAUGGAGAGGAAACAAACAUGUCAACAAGCAAAGACGGAACCAAACAGGAAAUGAUGUAACGCCAAAAGACAUCAACGAACGUCGAACAACGAUCUCACUCAGAAAGAUGACAAAUCAAGACUAUGACCAUACCCAGUGUUUCUAAUUGUACAUGAUAAUAUAAGGAACUUUUAUUGAUGUGUGUGAGAAAACACCCAUAUUUAAUUCAUGUGAAGACCCCCUCUUUGCAAGGAAAAUCCUGGAGGAGGAAGUAAGAUCCACAUGCUCUUUUUUUCUCUGAAACACAGUUCAAUGAAACAUUUUAAGGAAAUCCAUCACAAGGGGGGAAAAAAGGCUGUAAGAUGGUGAACACGAAACCAGAGACGGUUCACAGACGGAGAGAAUGCUCUGAGGGAGAUGUACGGCAGCUCUGAAAUAUCACAAGACUGUUCUGCAGCAGAUGUAACACUGGGACGUUUCUUUGUACUCAAAACAAAAAUCACAAGUUCUCUGUUGUCCAAAGAUUUAAUGGAAAAACACUCACGGAUCACCAUUCAUUUUCAGUGUGCAGUUUUACCAUGCAGGCAUUGUACAAGUCCCACAAGCAGCCAGUUGUAGUUGGAAAAAACUGGCAAAUUUAAAGUCAUUAAGGUGU